Molecule: messenger RNA, 2826 nt
Organism: Naegleria lovaniensis
Lineage: Eukaryota; Heterolobosea; Eutetramitea; Acrasida; Naegleriidae
Exons: 2
Coding region: 1-2826 (941 amino acids)
Biological process (GO): protein-containing complex assembly; mitochondrial protein processing
Cellular component (GO): membrane; m-AAA complex
Molecular function (GO): ATP-dependent peptidase activity; ATP hydrolysis activity; ATP binding
Source: RefSeq, a predicted model, not a curated record
AUGUUUGCUCAUCAAAGCCUCGGAUCAAUGAUGAGUUCGUUCAUGAGGAGUCCCCGAACAUCAUCUUUGCUUAGUGGAAAUUCAUGGGCACAAAUAAUGGAAACAAUGUUGGAGAGAACCGGAAUGAUGAGUAAUGGAGUAUUCAAUUUGAGACCAUCAUCACUGAAGAAUAUGUUGUCUGUUUUGCAUCGUUUUGCUCCGCUUCAACAAGAGAGCAUGUCCUUUUCAUCAUUGCCAGCUCAAUCGUUUGCAUUGAACGAAAAAGAUAGUAGAUAUCCAAUUCCGAGAAAAACCGAAAGGAAACUAUUUUCAAAGAAGAAUAUUAGUUUGAUAAUCACGGAUAUGGUUACUAAAAGACAUUAUUCAUCACCAAAGGGCUUUGGUAACUUUAAGCGAAGGGACCAAAAAGAAGAAGAGGAAGAAUCCAAAUCAAAAGAAGAAGAAGUAGCCAAACCCGAAGUCAAAGAAGUGAAGCCUUCAGCAACGGAAACCAAUACUAGUUCUGAGAAGUCUGACAAGAAGGAAGUAAAGAAAGCAAAAAAGAAAGAUGAAUCUCCAAAAGAAGAAAAAGAAGAAAAGAAAUCGCAAAAGAUUGACAUUACUGUUCCGCAUUUAGGAGAUAAUGUUGAAAGCGCUUUCAUUUCGAAAUGGUUCAAGUAUCCUGACGAUGAAGUCUACGAAGGAGAAGUAAUCUGUGAAGUUGAGGUCAAGUAUUCCGAUGAAGAAACACCACAAAGAAUCAAUAUUAGAGCGGCUGAAAAGGGUAAAAUUGUGUCGCAUGAUGUGAAAAAAGGUGAAACCAUUCACUCAACCAUGAAACUCGGAACAAUUAAGGUAAAGGAAGAAAAGAAACAGGAAGAAGUACAGAAACAAGCUGAGGAAAAGCCACAAGAAAAAUCAAGCCUCCUGGACUACAUGUUUUAUGGAAUGUUGUUUAUUACGGCUGUCAUGAUUGCUGGUGCUUAUCAACAAUUACAACAAGGCACAGGUUAUACGGCAUCAUUUGACGACUUUAGUAAGGACCUUCGAAAUAAUAAUGUCCGUAAAAUCACUAUUCAUGAACGCGCUACAACCAUUCACUCGAAGGAGGGAAGAGAAUACAGUAUUGGAUUUGGAGGAGACAGCUUUGAAAGAAGAUAUUACGACCUUCUUGAGGAGUUCAAGCAGCACGGAGUUGCUGUCUCUGGAGUUGAUAUCUACUACUCUGGCAAGGAGCAAAAGAACUUUGCUUCUACCAUUCAGGCCGCUAUUCAUUUACUUAUCAUUGGUAGCUUGUUAUAUUAUGCUUACAAACGACUGCCAGGUAGAGGAGGCGCAGGAUUAGGAGCUAUGGACCCAACCAAUAUGUUCACCAAAUCCUUCAAGGCAACUACGCAACAUGCUGUUAAAUUUAAAGAUGUUGCUGGACUCGAUGAAGCAAAGCGAGAAAUUACUGAAUUUGUUGACUUUUUAAAGAAUCCAAAGAAGUUUAGAGAUAUUGGUGCUCGAAUUCCAAAGGGUGCCUUGUUGGUUGGUCCACCAGGUACUGGUAAGACUCUAUUGGCAAAAGCUGUUGCAGGAGAAGCUGGUGUUCCGUUCUACAGUAUUUCAGGAUCUGAAUUCGUAGAAAUGGUGGUCGGUGUCGGUCCUGCAAGAGUUCGUAAAUUGUUCAAAGAAGCUAAGGAAAAUGCUCCAUCCAUUAUUUUCAUCGACGAAAUUGAUGCUGUUGGUAGACAAAGAGGAACCGGAAAGUUUAUGGGUAGAAAUGAUGAACGAGAAAACACACUGAACCAAUUGCUUGUCGAAAUGGAUGGUUUUACUCCAGCAACUGGUGUCGUUGUUUUGGCAGCAACAAACAGAUCAGAAAUAUUGGAUAAAGCCCUCACUAGACCUGGUCGUUUCGAUAGAUCUAUUGAUGUCAAUACUGCAGAUAUUAAGGGAAGAGAGGAAAUUUUUAAAGUUCACAUGAAAGGAAUUGUUUUGGCUAAACCUGCCGAAGAGUAUGCCACACGUCUUGCCACUCUUACUCCUGGAUUUUCUGGAGCUGAUAUUGCCAACGUAUGCAAUGAAGCAGCCCUUAUUGCCUCAAGAGAAGGUGCUGAUCAUGUAACCAUGCGUCACUUUGAACAAGCUAUCGAUAAGGUUAUUGGUGGAUUGGAAAAGAAGAACAAGGUUCUUUCUCCAGAGGAAAGAAACAUUGUAGCUCACCAUGAAGCUGGCCAUGCAGUUGCUGGAUGGUUUUUGGAGCACAGUGAUCCACUCCUCAAGGUCUCUAUUGUACCUAGAGGUUCAGGAGCACUGGGUUAUGCUCAAUACUUGCCUAGCGAAAGAUAUAUUACAACUAGAGAACAAUUAUUUGACUUUAUGUGUCUUGCUCUUGGAGGUAGAGCAGCAGAAAAAAUCAUUUUCGGUCACUUGUCGACAGGUGCUCAAAACGAUCUGCAAAAGGUUACAGAAAUUGCUCAAUCCAUGAUCACCAAGUAUGGUAUGAGUGAAGCUAUUGGACAUGUAUCCUUCCCAGACACCAACGAUGGAUUCCAAGCAGAAAAGCCUUAUAGCGCUACCACGGCAAGAGCUAUUGACAAGGAAGUUAAAAAGAUGGUGGUAGACGCAUAUAACAGAACUGAGCAACUUUUGCUUAAACACAAAGAAGGAAUGAUCGCAAUUGCUAAAUUACUGCUCGAUAGAGAAAAAAUUGAUGCUCAAGACAUGGUUGAUGUGCUUGGAAGACGACCUUUCGAAAGUGAUGCACAAUUCGAAGCAUAUCUGCGAACAAAGGACUUCCAACAGAAGGAAGAAAAAGAGGAGCAAGAAGCAAAGAAAAAGAGUGAAGAAAAUAAGCAAUAA